UCCAACAAUGGCGUUCACAUUUGCGGCAUUUUGCUACAUUUUGGCCCUAAUUUUAUCAGCAGUGCUGAUUUUUUUCGCAAUAUUUCACAUUAUAGCAUUUGAUGAAUUAAAAACAGACUACAAGAAUCCAGUUGAUCAGUGUAGCAGUUUAAACCCGUUGGUGUUACCAGAAUACUUUAUACACAUAUUCUUUACGGUGAUGUUUAUGUUUGCCAUGCAGUGGAAAACUGUCAUUCUCAAUGUACCUCUCAUAACUUAUCACAUCAGAAGGUACAUACAUCGGCCGAUCAUGUCAGGGCCUGGCUUGUAUGAUCCUACUACUAUCAUGAAUGCAGAUCAACUUAGUCGAGCUCAAAAGGAAGGAUGGGUUAAAUUAGCAUUCUACCUGAUCUCUUUCUUCUACUAUCUCUACAGCAUGAUCUAUGUUCUGGUCUCAAACUAAUUGUCUGGAUGUGAAGUAAAUGACAUGGAUUUUCUGUGAAGAUUGCGACAUAUGUAACUGGGAAAUUGAGUUGUUAUGGUUUGAAAGAAUUUGAAUUGUCUUGUGUGAAGAAUGGAGGUGAAUACAAUGAGAUUUGCUAGAUGUUUAUCCUGCAGUCAGCCUGGUGGUCAACACAUUAAUGUAGCCAGUAAGUCAGAGGAAUGGGCAUACUGUAAUUACAGGGCUAUGUUUGUUGGCAUUUCUAUUUAAAUACCAGACAUGGGUUUAUUUUCAGGUAAAUAAUAAUAGUUUUCAUCCAAAAUGUGUCAUUCAAUAAGUUGUUCUAGAAAAUAAUGCCUUUUUCGGUUGGCUAAGCAAAGCUCAGCGUCAUGCACCAUAUGUUGUCCAUUGCCCGAUAACAUUUUCACAUUUCUGACUUUUAAAAAAUGUUACAGUGAUUUUGAUACAAUUUUGCAGUUUUCAUAUAUGACGAUGAAAAAGAUUGUUUAUCAAAAGUAUGUAUUACUUAGAAUUAAGUAAGCUCAAUAACCCAGAGGGACUAGUUUCAUGUAAAGAGAAAUAUAUACUUUGGAGUAUAUUUGAUUUUAUUAUAAAAUAGCAGUUUACAACAAAAACAGCUAUGACUAUAUUUGGACUCGGGUGACUAUUAAGGCUUAAUAGAUGUCCCAAAAUUAUACUUCUUUAAUAUUUUUGAAAAAUCUGGUGGAAUUGUUGAAAUAAAAAUUGCAAUAGAUGCUUCAUAUGAAAGUCUGAGUUUCUGUUCAAACUUAUGAAACAGACAUUGAAUGAGUCUUAUAAAAACUCUGAUAGAUGAGGUCAGAUGCACUGUUAGAAUUGCUCAUGGACUAAAGACAUAAACAGUUAAAAAUUUGUAAAUGUGUUCGAAGGAAAACCUGUCAUGAAUUAUUGGUGUUGCCAAAAACUGCAUCCUGAAGAAAUUGAUGGUCUGGAAUGAACUUUUAUAAAUUCUAUCAAUAGGAACAUAUUUGGUUAUGAUUUUCUAAGUGAUGGUGUAAGUAUUUUUAUCAUUACAUCUGUUUAUUGAAUAUAGAAUACACAAUUGAAUUUAUUGUUUCCCCUGUUCAAUGUUAAUGUGUAUAUUUUUGUUUUUACUAUUGGUAUAUAUCUAGCAUUUUCAGUCCUAAUCUGUCUGUUACAUAUUGGUAUUUCAGAAGAUUCAGCUAUAGGAUUAUAUCCAUGUGAUGGAGAUGUGAAAACUGGUAUAAACUAGCUAUACAUCUUUUUAUUAAAUCUAGGUAAAGUUUUACUGUGAAAUCACAUAUUUUUGGUGGGGCUCAGAUAUCACGAUUCAAAAAAUGUAGACGCAUGAUUUCAUGGAUAAGUAGACCUCCUGUUAAUUCCAGAUACUAAUAAUGUAUGUCAAAUUUAAUAUUUUGUGGAAAUAUUUGAAUUUAUGAAUAAAGAGUACCUUCAAGUUUAAUAAAAAUAAAACUCCCACAAUAAUUAAUGAUUACCAUAUACAGUAUUCAUUUUUCUCACAGAUGUGUCAGUCAGCAUCUGUUAAAUGUUAGUCAACUUAUUGUCAUGCCAAAGAAUUUCUGUGCCUUAAUAGAUACUGGUUCUAUUUAAUUUGACUUGAAAUGUAAUAUGACAGGCACUUAGUACUAUAGGAAAAGGAAAGAGAGGGAUUAGCGGAUUUUCUGAAAUUUGAAAAUUUCUUUAUAAUUAAGAAACAAUGUGGUGUACUAUAUUUUUGCUUUGGUAGGUCUUGAUUGCUCAAUCUACAUAUUGAUUGACAUAGAAGGAAACAUGUUAUGUUGUAUUGCAAGUAAAUUUGUGUGUUUUGCUACAGAUUUAUGCUUUAUUGAAGGAGUUUAUAUGUAAAGCUUUGUGUAUGCACUACAGAUUGGUAUGGAUAUAUGUUUUAAAAGAGAAGUGCUUGUACGAGUCAGUUUAGUUUGAAUUUCAGUGUUAGCUCUUUCUGUUCAUAUAGAGAUCUGUUGUUAACAUUAGAAUGUUGAUAUUUAAAUUCAUAUCAAGUUAAAUUCUAUAGAAUGCCAUUUAAAAGUUAAAACUGAACUCCCCUGGAAAUCACACCUUUUCAAAAUUAUAAUUUAGAUUUGUUUGUAUUUUGGUAAAAUCAGUAUGAUAUUCAAUGUCCUAUUCAAGUACACUAUAAUAUGAACAACAGUAUUGCUAGUCAGUAUAUUUAAUAUCAACGAGCAUUUAACUGAACGAUAAAAUGUAAUUUGUAUUUAUUAUUUCAAAAAUCUUCAUUGGGUUUCAAAUCAUAGAGUAAAUAGAUUUACUACUUUCAUGAAAUUUCUCGUAAUAUCCAACAUCACAUGUACAUCAUGUACAUGUAGAUUGUAAUAUGUGUACUUUGAGUGACAAUGUAUUUUUUGUGCUGUAAGUGAAUGUUGUGAAUAUUUAUGAUUUGCUUGAAUUGCGAUCUGGAACUUGGUUUUUUAUACACUGUCUGUACAUCUUGCAGUGCUAUCAGUUUUCAUUUUUCAAAAUAUUCUGUUUUAGUAAUAAUAGAUAUUCAAUGAUGUAAAAAUCUGUACUCAAAAACAUUAUCAACACAGAAAGUAUCGGUAUGUUUGAAUUUAUAUUGAAAUUAUCUUUUUUACAUACCUACUUUUAUAUAUCUACUAUUUGAAAUAAUUCAUUAUAGUGUCAUGAUCACAAGUAUCAGUGUGUGCAAUAUAGUCAUCCUGUGGUACAUUUUAGAACAUACUCUUUUUCCAUUUUUGUUUUUCUUUUACAAUUAGCAAGUGAAAUCCUUUUGCAUUUGAACAAUAUAUAUACGUUAAUAAUGGUUUGAAGUGAGAAUAUUUAAAUCUUUUUCUCCUAUAUAUAUUCUUUUGAUCUUGCAUAUCCUACCUGUAUUUGUGUCCUUUAACAAUGUUUACUUGGUACAUGAAUUAGCAUGUCAAUUAAGUACAUCAUGGUGCAGUGUCAGCCUCAUGGUAUCUUCAGAUCAAAAUUUCCCAUUUUAUUUAUUGUAAUAGCAUAUAUUUUUUUCUAAAAAAUGUCACAAAUGCAUAUUUAACAAACAAUUUAUAAUCAAAAUGUACAACUACAGAACGAGAGGAGACACUCUCUAACUACAAGAUGAUAGUUCUAUAUCUACCUUGACCUUAUGAUGUAAAUCAACAAUAAACUAAGUGCAUUUGACAGCAAACUUUCUGAAUACUGUACACAGGGAAACAUUCACCUAGUGUUAUUUUACCCAGGACUUUUUUGUCCAGUGUUAAAUUCUACCAUACAUCAACGUAUACAUUUUAUAUAUGAUCUUCUAUAUCAUGUCAUUGUUAUCUUCGACCCAUUUGUGAAAGGCAGAAACAUGGAAAAUUUUAACUUUCGUGAUAGUUUCCCCUUAUACUGUGUCAGUAUACUGUACAUUUUAGUGCCAUAAAGCCUUAGUUAAUUUUUCUAUCUCAUUUUAUUUCCCUUAAAAACAUGUUUUUUCGGUGAGGACAUAACAAUAUCAUGUUUUAGUCUAGGUUGUGAUAAUAAAGGUACAAAGUUUAACAAUAUCCUCAAUUGAGAGAUCAAAGACAGUUACAGUACUGUAGAGUUGUUUACAUAAUAUAACACAUCAAAGUAAAGACAAGGAAUCAUGGUGGAUGGAUAGACUAUAUUUAUAAUUUAACUGAUCAAAAUUACCCCAACCCCUCUCUUCAUGACACAUAGUCACCAAAAUAAAAACAAAUAUAAUUAUAUUGUCACCGGUUGCAUAUUGAUAUAAACAAAUACUUGAUCUUUAACAACAAAGUAUUCAAUGUUUUUUUAUUAAUUGUUAAAGGUCUCAGGUGUGUAUUGUAAGGUUACAAUAUUUCGCUUUUAUUUGUCUGUUCCAUAGUACCUGUAUUAGUAUUGUGAUUUUUAAUGUAGGUCCCAAUUUGAUUUGUUAUAUAUGUCAAAGUCUCGUUUGUUGCACUUUAAAGACCUUUGUAUCAAAAUACAAAUAAAUACUAUUUAAUCUCACAA
Messenger RNA from Ylistrum balloti, 4399 nucleotides. Its product is annotated as protein cornichon homolog 1-like. The coding region runs from base 8 to 442 and encodes 144 amino acids. Lineage: Eukaryota; Metazoa; Mollusca; Bivalvia; Pectinida; Pectinidae. Gene Ontology annotation, biological process: endoplasmic reticulum to Golgi vesicle-mediated transport. Gene Ontology annotation, cellular component: endoplasmic reticulum membrane; COPII-coated ER to Golgi transport vesicle. The transcript is spliced from 5 exons. The record is from RefSeq and is a predicted model, not a curated record.